This is a messenger RNA of Physella acuta, 2311 nucleotides long. RefSeq names its product protein disulfide-isomerase A3. Lineage: Eukaryota; Metazoa; Mollusca; Gastropoda; Physidae. Gene Ontology annotation, biological process: protein folding; response to endoplasmic reticulum stress. Gene Ontology annotation, molecular function: protein disulfide isomerase activity. The record is from RefSeq and is a predicted model, not a curated record. Gene Ontology annotation, cellular component: endoplasmic reticulum.
GACAACACAGUUACCAACACAUGAUUGGCGAGCCACCGGCAAUCAUCUUUCAUUUACACGGCGACAAAAGUCUUGUUGAGUUAAGAGAAAAGAAACCCUCGGAUCGAGAUGCAGGCAUAUCUUUUUAUCCUUUUUUCAGCUGUUUUUACAGCAACUUUUGCUUCAGAUGAUGUUCUUGUUUUUACUGAUGCUAACUUUGCCACAGAAGUAGCGAAAUACGAUGUAAUUUUAGUCGAAUUUUAUGCACCCUGGUGUGGUCAUUGCAAGAGAUUGGCCCCAGAAUAUGAAAAGGCUGCCACAAUUCUUAAGAAAUCUGACCCACCUGUGCCUUUGGCGAAGGUAGAUUGCACAGUUGAGACUAGCACAUGUUCCAAGUAUGGUGUUAGUGGAUACCCAACAUUAAAGAUCUUUAAAGGAGGAGAGUUCUCAAAAGAAUAUGAAGGGCCAAGAGAAACUGAGGGUAUCGUCAAAACUAUGAAUAGAGAGGCUGGACCUGUUUCUAAGAAGUUGGAAACUUUGGAAGAUCUACGCAACUUCCUUGACAAAGACUCAGUUGGUGUUAUUGGUUACUUUGAUUCUGAAGAUAGUGCAGAGGCUAAGACUUUCCUUAAAGUUGCAGACCAAUUGUCAGAUUUAAGAUUUGCACACACUGUUAAUGAGAAAGUUAAGGCUGAGAUGAAACAAGAAUCUGAGGGUGUUGUGUUAUACAGGCCUAAAGUUUUGCAAAGUCGAUUUGAAGAUGCAGAAGUUAGAUUUUCAGAGUCUGGUGCUGCCAAACUAAAGACCUUUUUGGGAUCUGAAGCUCUUGGACUUUGUGCUGAACGUACACAAGGAAAUGCUGCUAAUUUUCCAAAGCCUCUGGUGGUGGCUUAUUUUAAUGUUGAUUACACUAAGAACCCUAAAGGGACCAAUUACUGGAGAAACAGAAUAAUGAAAGUUGGAAAACAACUGCGUGAUAAAGGUGAACAAGUAUAUUUUGCUAUCAGUAAUACUGAAGAGAUGAGCAGGGAGCUGGAUGAAUGUGGUAUUGAAGAAAAAGGUGGAGAUAAGCCAGUUGUUUGUGCUUGGGAUAGCCAAAACAAGAAAUUCAAAAUGACUGAAGCAUUCAGUGUGGAGUCUUUUGAGCAGUUUGUUGUUGACUUUUUGGCUGGCAAGAUUGAAGCAUUCCUUAAAUCAGAGCCUGUUCCUGAGCCCAAUGAUGACCCUGUAAAGGUUGUAGUUGCUAAAAACUUUGAUGACAUAGUAAACAAUGAAGAAAAAGAUGUCCUGAUUGAAUUUUAUGCUCCAUGGUGUGGCCACUGCAAGAGUUUAGCACCAAAAUAUGAGGAGCUUGCCACAAAGCUCAAGGAUGAAAAGGAUCUUGUAAUUGCUAAAAUGGAUGCUACAGCAAAUGAUGUUCCAUCACCUUAUGAUGUUAGAGGAUUCCCCACUAUUUAUUAUGCUCCAAAAGGCAACAAAAGUUCACCCAAGAAAUAUGAGGGUGGCCGUGAAGUAGAUGAGUUUAUCAAAUUUUUGGCCAAGGAGUCAACUGAUGGUCUGGUUGGAUACAACAGAGAUGGCAAGAAGAAGAAGAAGGAAAAGAAGACAGAGUUGUAAUGUUUGUUUAUGUUACUGUCCUAUCUUAUUCCACAUUGUUGUUUGCAUACAGUUUGAGUGAAAUGUAAAUGGCUGUGUUUGAAUAACUUACACAAUUUGCCAUUGUAUAAUUGUACUGUGUGAAAUAGUUGUAUGGCAGCCUGCAGCUAAACGUGUAUGUUGUCAAUUCAUCAUGCAGAGCUUAUAUGAUCAGAUAGGCUCAUAUCAUUGAAUCAUGGUUGGUUGGUUUAGUAUUUGAAUCUGAUCUUCCAAUUUUCAUCUCAUUUUGAAAUGGUUUUUUUUUUUUAAUUUUUAUUUGCAUCAAGACUAGAAUAUGGUACACUUGUAUUGGUUCUGAUUGUUUGGUGUUGCUUCACUGGGUAUUUGUGAUUAAAUAUAACUAUGUACAUCUUGUUAUGCUGUUGUUUCUCCUUUUGGUGUGGUAUGGUGCCAGUCAAUGCUUCAAAUGGUUUUAGUUUCCAUAAAAGACCAAUUUUUGUUAUAAUCUCUCUAUGGUUACAUUAAUAUUUGGUGGGGAUUUUGUUAGCAUUCAUGUGUCAAGCCUUGUUAGUGAUCAUCUAAACAGUGAAUCUUGGGUUAAACAUCAAUGCUACUUGCAUUGUUCAUUUUUCAUUUUCUCUACUGCUGUAGGUUAAACAAUUUUAUUUGGCAACAUGUCAAUUCGUUUGUUAUAGAUUUUUAAAAUGAGCAAUAAAAAAAUUACUACAUAACUGCA